Messenger RNA from Alnus glutinosa, 997 nucleotides. RefSeq lists its product as uncharacterized. NCBI's taxonomy places the organism in Eukaryota, Viridiplantae, Streptophyta, Magnoliopsida, Fagales, Betulaceae. Gene Ontology annotation, biological process: protein dephosphorylation. Bases 37 to 789 code for a protein of 250 amino acids. Gene Ontology annotation, molecular function: protein tyrosine phosphatase activity. The transcript has 5 exons. The record is from RefSeq and is a predicted model, not a curated record.
UCAAAUUAGCACAAAUCCUCCACACUCACAGGAGGGAUGAGGGCACUGCAAAGUAGAGUGUCAACUCCUCUAAAUUUAGGACGGUUUUGCCCCUCCUCCCACCCACUCUCUGUAAAGCCCCCAUUUCUUGUUCGUCUUCUUCCGCCAACCCAAUACCCGCCUCUUCAAAACUCAAUUCCCCACAAACCCAAUUCCUCCUUUUCAUUUGGUUCUUCGAUAAGAGCAUCAAUGGCUUCUUCUACAACGCCACCCACAGGCGCAGAGGCAGAGAUCAAACCUUUCUCUGUGCUCUUUGUGUGCUUGGGCAACAUCUGCAGAAGCCCAGCUGCUGAAGGAGUCUUCAGAGACUUGGUCAAGAAAAGGGGUUUGGAUUCCAAAUUCUACAUUGAUUCUGCUGGCACCAUUAACUACCAUGAGGGAAAUCAAGCGGACCCAAGAAUGCGAGCGGCCUCUAAAAGUCGUGGGAUUGAGAUAACAUCUAUAUCGAGGCCCAUCCGGCUGUCUGAUUUUAGAGAUUUCGAUAUCAUUCUUGCAAUGGACAGGCAAAACAGAGAGGAUAUAUUGGAGGCUUUUAAUAGGUGGAAAUUUAAAGAAACCCUCCCUGCUGAUGCACACAAAAAGGUGAAGUUAAUGUGCUCCUAUUGUAAGGAACAUGAUGAAACUGAAGUCCCGGAUCCUUACUAUGGUGGACCUCAAGGUUUUGAGAAGGUUUUAGAUUUGCUUGAAGAUGCUUGUGGAUCAUUGUUGGAUAGCAUCUUGGCAGAAAACAAAAACAUUUUGGAUUCUUAGCAACUGGUUGAAAACCAGUUGAUCUUCUCCUGUAGAAGAUAGAUGAGAGAACUGUAUUCUUUACUGUAUAAUCCUCUUCUAUUGGUAUGUAAAGUAUUUACAUCUGACCCACCACAUUCAUGUUAAGCCCAAAGUACCCUCAUUAUGGAUUUCUUUUUUUCUUUUUUCCUUUUUUCCAUCCAUAAAUUGGCUUAUGGUACUUCUUGAA